CUGAGUGGUAGAUUUGGGAGCUUGUCUUUGUUUGAUAGUAAAUAAAUAAAGAAAAGCUUGAUUCUGAGAAGAUGGCACGGGGUAGGAUAAGAGCAAAGCUCCGCAAGAGCCAUCUUUAUUCGUUUUGUCUAUUUCGAAGUUCAGGGAGCGGGGGACAGUCUAUAGGAGGGCCUGGAUUCUCAAGAACUGUAUAUUGCAACGAACCUCAAGUGCUCAACCAAAAACCUUAUCGAUCAAAUAUCAUAUCCACAACCAAAUAUAAUUUUUUUUCUUUCUUGCCAAAAGCUCUGUAUGAACAAUUCCACCGAGUAGCCAAUUUGUACUUCCUUGGAUGUGCAAUUGCUUCACUUACACCCCUUUCGCCAUUUUCUCCUGUGAGCAUGAUUGCACCUUUGGCCUUCGUCGUAGGGCUAAGCAUGGCGAAGGAAGGUUUGGAGGAUUGGCGAAGGUUUAUGCAAGAUAGGGAGGUUAAUAGUCGGAAAGUACAUGUUCAUAAUGAGGAAGGCGGCUUCGGUAAAAAGACAUGGGAAGACGUUCGAGUUGGAGAUGUGGUGAAAGUGGAGAAGGAUCAGUUCUUUCCUGCAGAUUUGCUACUGUUAUCAUCAAACUACGAGGAUGGAAUUUGCUAUGUGGAGACCAUGAAUUUAGAUGGUGAGACCAACUUGAAGGCAAAGAAAGCUUUGGAGGCAACCUUGGGUUUGGAUGAGGAUGAUAAUUUCAACAACUUCAAAGGAAUAAUUAAAUGUGAAGAUCCCAACCCUAGCCUUUACACCUUUGUUGGUAACCUUGAAUAUGAAGGUAAAGUUUAUGCUAUUGACCCUACCCAAAUUCUCCUUAGAGAUUCAAAACUCCGAAAUACAGAGUUUGUGUACGGGGUUGUGAUCUUCACUGGCCAUGAUAGCAAAGUCAUGCAGAACUCCACCAGGUCCCCUUCCAAGAGGAGCAGAGUAGAAAAGAAAAUGGAUUAUAUAAUUUAUGUUCUUUUCAGUGUCCUUCUGGUGAUAUCAUUGAUCAGCUCUUUUGGCUUUGCUGUGGAAAUUAAGUACAGCAUGCCAGUGUGGUGGUUUAUGCGACCCCAGGAUGCAGAUGAAUACUAUAGUCCCAAAAAGCCUGUAAUAUCAGGGCUUAGCCACAUGGUGACUGCCCUCAUGCUUUAUGGAUAUUUAAUACCUAUUUCUCUUUAUGUUUCGAUUGAGGUGGUGAAGGUUUUGCAAGCAACCUUUAUUAAUCAAGACAUACAAAUGUAUGAUGAGGACACUGGGAUUCCUGCUCAAGCACGGACAUCUAAUUUAAAUGAGGAACUGGGCCAAGUAGACACCAUCCUUUCAGAUAAAACAGGCACUUUGACCUGCAAUCAGAUGGAUUUUCUCAAAUGUUCCAUUGCUGGUAUUCCAUAUGGUGUGUCCCCUAGUGAAGUUGAACUUGCUGCUGCACAACAGAUGGCUAAUGACCAGGAGGAUCAAGGAGAACUUAAGACCCUUGUCGCUUCCAAGAAAGAAAAGGCUCAUAAAUCUCCCAUAAAAGGGUUUAAUUUUGAGGACAACCGACUCAUGAAUGGGAACUGGUUGAAAGAACCUACUGCAGCACGCAUUAUGUUAUUUUGCCAAAUAUUAGCAGUUUGUCACACUGCUAUCCCUGAGCUGAAUGAAGAGACCGGCAAUUAUACAUAUGAAGCAGAGUCGCCUGAUGAAGGAUCCUUUCUUGUUGCUGCCAGAGAAUUGGGUUUUGAGUUUUUCCAAAGAACUCAAUCAAGUGUGUUUGUUCGUGAAAAGUAUACUGCUUCAGGAAAACCAAUUGAAAGGGAAUACAAAAUUUUGAAUGUGUUGGAAUUUACAAGCAAAAGAAAGCGGAUGACUGUUAUUGUAAGGGAUGAAGAAGGGCAAAUUCUUCUCCUGUGUAAAGGUGCUGACAGCAUUAUUUUCGAUCGGUUGUCAAAGGAUGGAAAAUUGUAUCUGGAAGAUACCACUAGGCAUUUGAAUGAUUAUGGAGAAGCUGGAUUGCGUACAUUGGCACUGGCUUAUAGAAAGCUCGAGGAGUCUGAGUAUACUGCUUGGAACAAUGAAUUUCAGAAAGCAAAAACAUCUAUUGGGGCUGAUAGAGAUGCAAUGCUUGAAAAUGCUGCAGAUAUGAUGGAGAGGGAUUUGUUUCUCGUUGGUGCAACUGCCGUGGAGGACAAACUGCAGAAGGGGGUGCCCCAAUGUAUCGAUAAACUAGCACAAGCCGGUUUGAAGCUCUGGGUUUUGACAGGGGAUAAGAUGGAAACCGCUAUAAAUAUAGGGUUUGCUUGCAGUCUGCUAAGACAAGGCAUGAAGCAAAUCUGUAUUACAGAAAGUGGUUCAGAGGACAAACAGGAAGUCAAGGAGGACAUAUUGAAGCAAAUCACCAAUGGUUUAGAAAUGAUCAAACAAGAAAAUGAUCCACAUGCUGCCUUUGCAUUAAUCAUUGAUGGAAAGACUCUUGCAUAUGCCUUGGAAGAUGAUAUGAAACUUAAAUUCUUAGGCUUAGCGGUUGAAUGUGCAUCUGUAAUAUGCUGUCGUGUGUCUCCAAAGCAGAAGGCACUAGUAACAAGAUUAGUAAAACAAGGAACUGGGAAAACCACCUUAGCAAUUGGUGAUGGUGCAAAUGAUGUUGGAAUGAUUCAAGAGGCUGAUAUUGGAGUUGGUAUCAGUGGUGUGGAAGGUAUGCAGGCUGUAAUGGCCAGUGACUUCUCUGUUUCCCAGUUUCGUUUCUUGGAAAGACUUCUUGUUGUCCAUGGACAUUGGUGUUACAAGAGGAUCGCACAGAUGAUUUGCUAUUUCUUCUACAAGAAUAUAGCGUUUGGCCUCACCCUCUUCUACUUCGAGGCAUUUACAGGCUUUUCUGGACAAUCAGUUUACGAUGACUGGUACAUGUUGUUGUUCAAUGUUGUUCUUACCUCCCUACCAGUAAUGUCACUAGGAGUUUUUGAGCAAGAUGUUUCUUCUGAGGUCUGCUUAGAGUUUCCUGCAGUAUAUCAGCAAGGACCUAGGAAUUUGUUUUUCGACUGGUACAGGAUACUCGGGUGGAUGGGAAAUGGUCUAUUGUGCUCUUUAAUCAUUUUCUUCAUCAAUAUUAUCAUCCUGUACGACCAAGCUUUCCGUGCUGAAGGCCAGACCGCCGAUUUGGCUGUCUUGGGUACAACAAUGUUCACUUGCAUCGUUUGGUCUCUCAAUUGCCAGAUUGCCCUCACAAUGAGUCACUUCACAUGGAUCCAGCACGUCACAAUAUGGGGUAGCAUUGCUGCGUGGUAUAUAUUUCUCUUAAUUUAUGGCGCGCUAUCUCCUAGAAUAUCUGGCGAUGCCUACCAAAUCCUAGUGGAAGCCCUUGCUCCCGCACCCAUCUACUGGCAGACCACCCUCUUAGCCACAAUCGCUUGUACCCUCCCUUACAUGGCUCAUAUAGCUUACCAAAGAUGUUUCGAGCCAGAGGAUCAUCAUAUUAUCCAAGAGAUCAAGUACUACAGGAAAGAUGUUGAGGAUCAACACAUGUGGACUAGAGAACGGUCCAAGGCAAGACAGAAAACUAAGAUUGGGUUCACUGCACGUGUGGACGCAAAGAUCAGGCAAGUCCGAGCCAAGUUGAAUAAAAAACAAUAGCCUUUUUUGAAGAUUUUUUAGGGCCUCACUUAACAAUUUUAACAUUGAGCCACUCUUAUUUUCUUGAUCUCUUUAGAUUACACAAGUCCCAUUGAUUAUACAAAGGCCUCUGGGUGCUGGGGGCAAUUGUAUUGUAUUGUAUUGUAUUGUAUUGUGUUGUCUGUACACUACUCGACACACACAUAACAAGAGUUGGUAGCCGGUGAAAAUAGUCUAUAUCUUCAUCUUUGUUACAAGUUGCCUUAUCUCGGCUUGCCUGUGCAAGUCUGUAAAGACGUACAAUCUUGCAAAUGCUGUUGAUGUAAGAAGAAAAAAAAAUGAGGAUUUGAAGCAAGUCAUCUUCCUUGUUUUCUAGUA
Gossypium raimondii (Peruvian cotton) is the source of this 3971-nucleotide messenger RNA. RefSeq names its product probable phospholipid-transporting ATPase 4. Bases 72 to 3614 code for a protein of 1180 amino acids. Gene Ontology annotation, biological process: phospholipid translocation. NCBI's taxonomy places the organism in Eukaryota, Viridiplantae, Streptophyta, Magnoliopsida, Malvales, Malvaceae. The transcript has 10 exons. The record is from RefSeq and is a predicted model, not a curated record. Gene Ontology annotation, cellular component: plasma membrane. Gene Ontology annotation, molecular function: ATP binding; ATPase-coupled intramembrane lipid carrier activity; ATP hydrolysis activity.